Molecule: messenger RNA, 1752 nt
Organism: Mytilus trossulus (common blue mussel)
Lineage: Eukaryota; Metazoa; Mollusca; Bivalvia; Mytilida; Mytilidae
Product: gastrula zinc finger protein XlCGF57.1-like
Exons: 1
Coding region: 1-1752 (583 amino acids)
Biological process (GO): regulation of transcription by RNA polymerase II
Molecular function (GO): DNA-binding transcription factor activity, RNA polymerase II-specific; RNA polymerase II cis-regulatory region sequence-specific DNA binding
Source: RefSeq, a predicted model, not a curated record
AUGAAUACAUCAAAUGUUAAAAUAACGAAUAGUAUAUCCGAAAGGGAAAUAACUCUGACAGCAACCGCGGAAGGAACAAAUCAUUGUGUAUUUACCGAUGACAUUUUUGAAAAGAGGACACGAGUUCAAACUAAAACUGUUGAGUUCAGCUCCAAAAUAUUCUCUUGUGUUACGUGUAAAAAACAAUUCAGAAGUAAAGAAAAUUUAAAGACACACAUGAAUAGACAUCGUGGGUUAAAGCCUAACAUAUGUGAUGUAUGUAAUAAGAGUUUCUUGGAAAAAGGCGACUUGAAAAAGCACAUGCGAAUACACAGUGGCGAAAAACCUUACAACUGCGAUAUUUGUGGAAGAACAUUUAGUAUUUCAGGUAAUUUGUCUAGUCAUUUGAAAAGACAUAAAGGUAUAAAAGAACAUAGUUGUAAUGUAUGUGCAAGGCGUUUUAAAGUCAAAGGUGAUUUGACUUCGCAUAUGAGAAUACAUAGUGACAAGAGACCAUACAGCUGCAAGACAUGUGGUAAAGACUUCAAAUACCAUAACUGUCUAUCAAUGCACAUGCGCACACAUACUAAUUACCGCCCAUAUGGUUGUGAGAUAUGUAGUAAAAGAUUUAGUCAAAAAAGUUAUUUAAAGUACCAUUUAACAAUACAUACGGGUGAUGUAGGUGGAAAACGUUUCGCGUUGAACACAAGCAGGAAAAGCCUUACUAGUUUGGAAAAUCAUCAUAAUGAUGAGAAAAAAUAUCGUUGUGAAGUAUGCGGUAGAUGUUUUAAGCUUUCAAUCGAAUUGAAGAGACAUAUGAAAACACACGCGGGUUAUGCUAAACCAUAUGCAUGCGAUGUAUGCGGAAAAAAAUUCAGGCAGAAUGCUUGUCUUAAGAUUCACAUGAGGACCCAUACUGACGAGAAACCUUACAAAUGCAUCGUGUGUGGUAAGACGUUUAGACAAAGCAGUAACCUGAACACACACUUGAAAACACAUACAGGUAAUAGAUAUUAUAAGUGCGAUAUGUGCGAUAAAACCUUUAACUCUCCGGGAGUAUUGUCUUCUCAUAUGAUGAUACAUACGGGUGAGAAACCUUAUACUUGUGACACAUGUGGUAAAGAUUUUACUGAAAAAGGCCACCUGACUUCUCACAUGAACAUACAUUCUGAUUAUAAGGCUUUUGAAUGUGAGACUUGCGGUAAAAGUUUCCGGUCAAAACCCAAAUUAGUAAGCCACAUGAGAACACACACAGGCGAAAAACCAUUUAAAUGUACUGAAUGUGGUAAAAGUUUUGCUGAAAAUGGGGCAUUAACAAUACACAAAAGAACACAUUCCGGCGAAACACCAUACGAAUGUGAAAUAUGUGACAGAAAAUUCUCACAUAUAAGCAAUUUACAAAGGCACGUUAAAAAUACCCAUAAUGGUGAGAAACGCUAUCCUUGUGAUACGUGCAAUAGAGCUUUCGGAGACAGCAAUCAGUUAAAGAGACACAUGAUAACACACACAGGUGAAAGGCCGUACAGGUGUGAUACGUGUGGUAAGAGAUAUGCAGAUUCUGGUGGUUUGAAGCGUCACAUAGGAACACAUACGGGCAUUAAACCCCAUAGCUGUGAUGUAUGUGAUAAAAAGUUUUUAACUAAGUAUGAGGUGACUAUUCACCGGAGAGUACACGUUGGAGACAAGCCAUACACGUGUGAAAGAUGUGGAAAAGGAUUUAAUCAACAAACACGUUACAGAGAUCACACGAAGAACAAAUGCAUCAACAUUUGA